Messenger RNA from Penicillium paradoxum, 3129 nucleotides. Its product is annotated as exportin CRM1. The record is from RefSeq and is a predicted model, not a curated record. NCBI's taxonomy places the organism in Eukaryota, Fungi, Ascomycota, Eurotiomycetes, Eurotiales, Aspergillaceae. Gene Ontology annotation, biological process: ribosomal small subunit export from nucleus; protein export from nucleus; ribosomal large subunit export from nucleus. The transcript has 11 exons. Gene Ontology annotation, molecular function: nuclear export signal receptor activity; small GTPase binding. Bases 1 to 3129 code for a protein of 1042 amino acids. Gene Ontology annotation, cellular component: cytoplasm; nucleus.
AUGUCGAUUUCAGUACAAGAGCUGGACAACACGGUCCGAGCCUUGUUUGAAGGCAAAGGGGCCCUGCAAUAUCAAGCCCAACAGACUUUGACAGAAUUCAAGCAGAAUCCUGAUGCCUGGGUCACCGUGGGUAACAUCCUCCAAGAGGCAUCAUACCUUCAAACCAAAUACAUUGCCCUUCAAGUCUUGGACAAUGUGAUUAUGACCCGGUGGAAGGUUCUACCAAGAGAGCAAUGCCAGGGAAUCCGUAAUUUCAUCGUGAGAUUCAUUCUCGAGAACUCCGAAUCCGAAGAGAAAAUCCAAGCGGAGCGCCCUCUAUUGAACAAGCUCAAUCUUGUCCUUGUCUCCAUUUUGAAGCAGGAAUGGCCACACAACUGGCCUACAUUCAUUAAUGAGAUCAUUUCUUCUUGUCAUGCCAGCCUCUCUAUCUGCGAAAACAACAUGACUAUCCUCCGUCUUUUGUCGGAGGAAGUCUUCGACUUCUCGCAAGAUCAGAUGACCUCUGCAAAGGCACGGAAUUUGAAGACAUCCAUGACCUCGGAAUUCGCAUCUAUCUUCCAACUGUGCUCCGAGGUCCUCAACACUGCGAAUCAGCCCAGCUUGGUGAAAGCGACUUUGGAAACCCUUCUUCGAUUUUUGAACUGGAUCCCGCUGGGCUACAUUUUCGAAACACCGAUCAUCAACACCCUCCUCACCCGUUUCCUCGGUGAGCCCGAGUUCCGAAAUGUGACCUUGAAGUGUCUGACUGAGAUUGGGGGCUUGCAAAUUGGCACUCCUUACAACUACGACGAACGUUUGGUGCACAUGUUCACAGAGACGCUCACCACCGUUUCCAAUGUCAUUCCCCUGUCCUUGGAUUUGAAGCAAACAUAUGCCAUGAGCAAUGGAAGAGACCAGGAGUUUGUAUCAAAUCUGGCCUUGUUCCUCUCGAGCUUCUUCAGCGCUCAUCUAGAUCUCAUCGAGAAGUUGCCAAAUCAAGAUUAUCUCACGCACGCACAUUUCUAUUUGAUUCGCGUCAGCCAGAUCGAUGACCGAGAGGUGUUCAAGAUUUGCUUAGACUACUGGACAAGGCUGGUGCAGGAGCUUUAUGAAGAGAUGCAGCAACUUCCAAUCACCGAUAUCAACCCGCUCGUAUCCAUGAGUGUUAGCGGUCUGGCUAAUGGCGGCGCGCCCAACCCCACUACUCUUGCGAACUACCCCUUGCGCAAGCACAAGUACGAGACCGUAUUAACAAACCUUCGCACCGUGAUGAUCGAAAAGAUGGUCCGCCCAGAAGAGGUAUUGGUUGUCGAGAACGAUGAGGGUGAAAUCGUGCGCGAGUUCGUCAAGGAAAGCGACACCAUCCAGCUUUACAAGACGAUACGCGAAUGCUUGGUAUACCUCACACAUCUUGAUGUGGUCGAUACUGAAACUAUCAUGAUUGAUAAACUGGCUAAGCAGGUUGAUGGGAGUGAAUGGUCGUGGGUAAACUGCAACACGCUGUGUUGGGCGAUCGGUUCUAUUUCUGGGGCUAUGAACGAGGAAACCGAGAAGCGUUUCCUGGUCACUGUGAUCAAGGACCUUCUUGGCCUCACAGAGCAGAAGCGUGGAAAAGACAACAAAGCCGUGGUGGCAAGUAAUAUCAUGUAUAUCGUGGGACAAUAUCCGCGGUUCUUGAAGGCCCACUGGAAGUUCUUGAAGACUGUCGUUAACAAACUUUUCGAGUUCAUGCACGAGACUCACGAGGGUGUUCAAGACAUGGCUUGUGAUACUUUCAUCAAGAUCGCCAAUAAGUGCAGACGGCAUUUCGUGGCCCUUCAGCCUGGAGAAAACGAACCUUUCAUCGAAGAAAUUGGUCAAAAGGGCCUCCAAGAUCGCUUGACUGAGAACUUGAUGGCGCUUCCCAACACCGCUUGGGAUCAGAUCAUCGCAGAAGCAAACCAAAACCCGGCAGUUCUCCAAGACGCGAAUACCAUCAAAAUUGUUGGAAACAUCAUGAAAACUAAUGUUGCAGCCUGCUCUUCGAUUGGUACCUACUUCUAUUCACAGAUUGGCCGGAUCUAUCACGACAUGUUGAACAUGUACCGUGCUGCCAGUCAGCUCAUUAACGAUGCUGUUGCGAGUGACGGAGCCAUUGCACCAAAAACCCCUAAGGUCCGAGGACUUCGGACUAUCAAGAAAGAAAUCCUGAAGCUCAUUGAUACCUAUGUGGACAAGUCAGAUGAACUUGAGAUGGUUAAUGCCAACAUGGUGCCACCGCUCAUGGAGGCAGUCUUGAUUGAUUAUGCCCGAAAUGUUCCCGAUGCACGAGAGGCGGAGGUCUUGAAUGCUAUGACCACAAUUAUUCACAAGCUUCACAAUCUAAUGGAGGAUAAAAUUCCAGCAAUCAUGGACAGCGUUUUCAACUGCACUCUUGAGAUGAUCAACAAAGACUUCCAUGAAUAUCCUGAGCACCGUGUUGAGUUCUUCAAACUGCUUCAAGCGGUCAAUCUGUACUGCUUCCAGGCACUUCUGAAGCUCGAUGCCGCGCAGUUCAAGUUCGUCAUCGAUUCAUGCAUGUGGGCGUCGAAACAUGACAAUCGCGAAGUGGAGAACACCGGUCUUACAAUGUGCCUGGAGUUGAUGAACAAUAUGGCCGAAACCGACCCACAAACCUCGAGCAUUUUCUUCCGCGAGUUCUACGUUCCAAUUCUUCAGGAUGUGUUCUUUGUCCUUACAGACAGUGACCAUAAGGCUGGAUUCAAAUCCCAGGCCAUGCUUCUGUCGCGCAUGUUCUAUUUCGUGGAAUCCGGCAAGAUUCAGGAGCCCAUCUAUUCUGCCGACCAAGCGCCAGCUGGAACUUCGAACAAAGAUUUCCUACAAGAGCACAUCGCCAAUCUCCUCAAGAACGCAUUCAGUAAUCUCCAAGAAGCACAGAUCAAGCAGUUUGUCCUUGGGCUGUUUGCGUACACUGGUGAUUUGAACAAGUUCAAGACUCACCUCCGUGAUUUCUUGAUCUCUUUGAAAGAGUUUUCCGAUGACAACGCGGAACUUUACGCAGAGGAAAGAGAACAAGCCGUACGUGAUGCCCAAGUUGCUGAGCGAGACCGAGCCAUGAAGGUAGGUGGUCUGUUGAAGCCAUCGGAGAUGGAUCAAGAGGAUGAACUAUGA